Messenger RNA from Paralichthys olivaceus (Japanese flounder), 1802 nucleotides. It is a transcript of the gene gdpgp1, whose product is annotated as GDP-D-glucose phosphorylase 1. Gene Ontology annotation, biological process: glucose metabolic process. Gene Ontology annotation, molecular function: GDP-D-glucose phosphorylase activity. The record is from RefSeq and is a predicted model, not a curated record. NCBI's taxonomy places the organism in Eukaryota, Metazoa, Chordata, Actinopteri, Pleuronectiformes, Paralichthyidae. Gene Ontology annotation, cellular component: cytoplasm.
GCCAACCCGUAAAAACACAAGAAGAAGAGAAAGCAACAGCAGCAGCAGCAGCAGCAGAAGAAGAAGGCGAACCGGUGCUAGGGAAGUAGCUUGUGACCUGUGUCCUCUUCAUGUUGUUGUAGCUUUUUAAAACAAGGUAUUUAACUCCCGUCUGUUUCAAGACGAUGACAAAACCUAAAGCAGAUCCAACCAUGUCGCUCCAGUUUGUUUACACCGACCAGGACUUUGUUACAGAUGUGCAUCGAAGCAGUGAAAAGAGUCCGUCAGCCAAGUUUGACGCUGUCAUCCAAGCCGGCUGGAGCGACAGGAUGGAGAGGGGACUUUUUCGCUACAAUCUGGGUGAUUUACAAACACGCAUUAUGCCGGGGUCACACAGCUACGUGGCACAGUUGAAUAUUCAAAGAGGUACAGAGAAAAGAAAGCCUCAGGAGAUACUGAGCAUUAAGCAGGAGUUUAACGCCAAACAGUUUCAUUUUAACAAAAUAAAUCCAGAGGAAAUUAUAUUUGAGAUGAUAAAGAACACAGAGGCAGGCUCAGCUUUGCACCAGCAGAGCAGGAUGGUCGUGCUGGUCAACGUCAGUCCACUGGAGUUUGGGCAUUGUCUCUUUGUUCCAGAUCCAUCGCGCUGUUUACCGCAGGUUCUGACGAGAUUUGCCAUCCAGGGCGGUAUCGAAUCUGUGCUCCUGAGCGCCGACACUGGCUUUCGCAUGGGUUUCAACAGUCUGGGAGCAUUUGCGUCAGUCAACCAUUUACACCUACAUGGCUAUUACAUGGACCAUGAGCUGAAGAUAGAAUCAAUGCUGCUCAGGCCAUUGGUUCCUGACAAGGGUUUUUAUCGCUUGUUGGACUUUCCAGCAGGUUUUGUGUUUUAUGCUGAAACAGAGGAGGUGGAGAAAGUUGCCAGAGCCAUUUGUGAAGUGACGGAUUUCUUGGUUGAUGGAAAUGUCGCUCACAACUUAUUCUUGACCAGAGGAUGUCCUCCCUGUGAACGGAUACAGGACGAAACAAAUGUCUGUCUGAGAAAAGGUGUUCGUAUCUGUGUGUGGCCCAGAAUGCUCUGCUUCGGUGCCAAAGAAGAUUCUGCGUUCAAUGUUGCUCUGUGUGAGCUGGCUGGACAUUUACCGUUCAAGAACAAGAAGGACUAUGAGCUCAGCACUGAAAAAGAUGUGAUGGACAUCAUUGAGCGGUAUCUUCUGCCUGACGGGGAGUUUCACAGCUUGGAACAGCAGCUUAUUCGUCUUUUAAUCGAUUCUUAAUGAAUGGAGGACUUGAUCAACCUUGUGCUUGAGCAACAAAUCAGAUGAAAUGGAUCCUUCAUACAUUUGUGUAAUUGUUCCAGGUUUUUGAUGACACAAAUAAAAUUUAACAAAUCCUGCACCAAAUACAAAUAUUUAGAUGUGUUAAUUAUUACAUUUUAAAAUCUGUGUUUUCCUUUCGCUAAAGGAUGUGUUAUAGUGAAAGUUGUAUUAAAUACAUUUGAAAACCAAUAAUAAUUUAUCUAAAACCUAAGGUUUGUGUUAUAUUUUUUUUGCUAUGUUAUGUGAAAACACAUUUUGGUAUGGUCAGGUAUAAUAGCACAGUUAAUGCAUUCUGCUCUGAAGAUGCUUCAAUCCAUUGAUUAUCAAUAAAGAAACAGAAGAAACAUGGAAUGUCGUUUUUCAUGCGAUGCCUGUUUCACCCCAAUACUCCUCAGCACAUACACACUGAUUAACAUACAAAUACAGCACAUGCAACAGUCUUGUCUGACAGUGGUAGUCGGAUCGAGCUGGAUCAGUGUAACACGUUAUCCCUGAAGAUCACAU